Molecule: messenger RNA, 3278 nt
Organism: Crotalus tigris (Tiger rattlesnake)
Lineage: Eukaryota; Metazoa; Chordata; Lepidosauria; Squamata; Viperidae
Product: retroviral integration site protein Fli-1 homolog
Exons: 9
Coding region: 391-1566 (391 amino acids)
Biological process (GO): cell differentiation; regulation of transcription by RNA polymerase II
Cellular component (GO): nucleus
Molecular function (GO): sequence-specific DNA binding; DNA-binding transcription factor activity, RNA polymerase II-specific
Source: RefSeq, a predicted model, not a curated record
ACCGCUAAGUCUGGCCAACCAAAGGAACGCAGGCGAGCAAGUUUUGGGGGAUUCCUAUGCUUUGUCACAACUGGACACAGAGACGUAUCUUUCCCCAAACCAUCAAGAUGCCAGGCAAGAGAUGAAAAUGGCAUCUCCAUGCUAAAACACAGAAGUCCAGGGAUGGAUACAAAGUGUUGGGGGACACGUCACCCCCAAACUGGAAUUACUUCCCUGUGGUAAGAGGAGGCGCUGUCAGUUGUAAGUGAGGAUCAGUCCAUCUUUGACCCAGCCUUUGCCUCUUCGCACCUCUUGAAGACAGAGGUGUCUCCAGUGAAUGAUUAUGGGAGCAAGGAAGACCCAGGGUUGGAAGACGCCUCAUGGUCCACCCAGGUCAAUAACCGAGGCCAUAUGGUGAAACAGGAGAACGAGCAAGUCAAUUGCUCCAGCAGCAGACAAUCACCGGUGGAGUGCAGUGCCACCCGCAGGAACAAAGUGGAAGCUGCAGUCGACACAUCCCAAGUGCCCUACCCAGCUGGAUACCCCAACCAACGUAGUAGUCCCCCCGUUUCUUCAUCCAGAGAGGAGAAGGUCAUCGUUCCAGCAGAUCCAGGUGUUUGGAGUUGCGAUCAUGUCCGUCAGUGGCUGGACUGGGCGGUGAAGGAGUAUGGCCUUCCUGACAUCGAAACCAGCCUCUUUCAGCACAUAGAUGGAAAGGAGCUCUGCAAACUUGGGAAGGAAGGGUUCCUACGCCUCACAUCGCCUUACAACACCGAAAUCUUGCUGUCUCACCUCACCUACCUGCGCCAGAGCAGUCCCACUUUCACUUAUCCAUCUGCACCAGUUAUUACCCAGCAGCCCCCUCCGCCUCCACCAAGGGCCCAAGUCAAAACUGAGUCUGCAUAUGAUGAAAUCCGACGAAGUAGCUGGGGCAGUAGUGCGGUAAACACCACUCCCAAAGGUUCCCCACCGCAGAUCCAGACGGUGAGCCGGAUCCCCGAUUCUACACGCAUUGCACCUGUAGAUCCAUACCAAGUCCUUGGGCCCACUAGCAGUCGCUUGGCAAACCCAGGGAGCGGUCAGAUCCAGCUGUGGCAAUUUCUCCUGGAGUUGCUCUCGGACAGCAACAAUGCCAGCUGCAUCACCUGGGAGGGGACCAACGGUGAGUUCAAGAUGACAGAUCCCGAUGAAGUGGCGCGGCGAUGGGGCGAGCGCAAGAGUAAGCCCAACAUGAACUAUGAUAAGCUGAGCCGGGCGUUGCGCUACUACUAUGACAAGAACAUCAUGACCAAAGUGCAUGGCAAGCGCUACGCCUACAAGUUCGACUUCCAGGGCAUCAACCAAGCCCAGCAGGGGCAGCCGGGCGAGCCAGCCCUUUACAAAUACCAUCACACGGAACUGCCUUACCUGCCCCCCUACCACCAGCAGAAGGUGGGCUUCGGCCUGGGCCAUAGCACGCAGAUGCCCGCCUCAUCCUCAGGUUUUUUCGGCCCACCUGCCCCGUAUUGGAAUUCCACAGGGGGGAACCUCUAUCAGAACCCCCCUGUGUCCAGGCAGGCUACCAACCAUUUGGGCUCUUUCUUCUAACCUCCAGAAGGUCCUGGAGCUACCUGAACUUCUAUCAGAAGGGUCCAUUAGACAAACAUCUACCACACCCAGAAGCUGGGAUACAGGGAGGAUCAUCUUGAACGUAUUUGUGGCCGUCAUGAAUAAAGAGGGCAGGGUGGGGGAGCAGGACCACUCGCCACCAACAGCAGGCGCUCUUUUGCUGCUUGACCAAAACAGUUGCGUGAUCAUCUAAUUCUAUUCUACCCCUGGACUUAAACUGAGCUAGAUGUUGUGCUAUCCUCGCCUGAAUUUUGCAGAGAUAGCCGGGGUCUCAGAAUUAUAGGAGACGUAGAUGAAUUGCCUCAGCUUGCUUAAUUUCCUCUCCCCCACCCCAUCUAAUAUGAUGGAAGCAGGAGUGGCAUGUUUCUUUGUAUAUGAUGUAGCUGCAAGGAUGUGGACUUCAAGUCCCAAAAUCCCCACACCACCAUGCAAGGUUGACGUCAUGUACGCUGGCUGGGGAAUUCUGGGAGUUGAAGUCCACUCAUCUUCAAGUUGCCAAGGUUGAGAAACACAACUUUAGCCAUUGCUUUACAAUCAUUUCUAAUCUUUUCAGAAGCAGAAGUACUGCCAUUUUUUCUCUGGUGCUGCUGUGAGCCAUUAAAAUACUUAAGUUGCAGUACUAGAAGGCUUUUGGGAGCUGCCAAAACCUGAAAAAUAAUUCUUCUGAAUAUAGUUUUGAGUUUUCUUUAGCCAGAUUUAUUGAAAGUUCUUGAGAUCGUAAGAAUUCCAGGAACUUUUCCCAAUUUGAAACCAAUAUAUCCCUGAUAUUUUUUUUAACCAUCUAUACCAGGGGUGUCAAACUCACAACAUCACAUGAUGUGACGUGACUUUUUUUCCAUUGCCGGCAAUGGGCUGGGCACGGUUUUGGCAUGAUGCGUCCGGUCCACGGUGGGUCUUUUAGUAAUAAUGCAGAAACUUGCAGAGGUUUGCAUGAGGUCUUCUGAAACUUUUUCAGUUUGGAAAGCAACCCCUACAAAUUCAAUUUCAAACAAGGACCAAAUUCAGCAGACUGGGUUUCUCAAAUGAGAGCCUUUCAGGUGUGUGAAUUUUAAGAGGCCCACAAUUCCCAGUUAAAAGGUUUAUUCUCUUGGAAUUAUGAGAAUUGUUGGCUCAGACUGGCAAAGAUUGAAGUUCUUGGGGAAAGAAAGAGGCAAAAAGUAACUCUAUUUCUGUUUGCUCUUAUAACUUGGAAUUUCAGAACUUUUCACGUGAUUCUGAACUCUUUUCCCUCAUAAUAUAGAUGGCUUAUUAAUGGAAGCACAAUAAGAUGGUAAACUAUUGAAGCUGUAGAGUGGACCGAACAGAAAAAAACAUUGUUUUAGAUGUUCCUCCCUAGAAAGAACAAACAUUGUUUUAGAUGUUCCUCCCUAGAAAGAACUAUCUGCAAAUUCAAAACUAACAGUACUGUUACUGUACUAGCUUUCCAUUUGUAGGAAUGCCUCAUCCUUAUUAUUACACACAAUGGAAUCCACCACCUCCAGGCUGGAGUAGCAUAGUACUCUGUAAUCCUAUAGGUAUCAAUUCAAAUGGUCAGGAGCGAUGGUAUUACAAGCUGUUUGUGUGUAUAUAGACCACAGGUCGGCAACCUGCGGCUCUGGAGCCGCAUGCGGCUCUUUGAGCCUUCCCCUGCGGCUCCCAGCCUCCUCUGCCUUUGCAGAGAGAGACAGAGACAGAGAGAGGAAUUGCGCUUC